AUGACCAGCACCACUGAUGGGAACUGUUUUCUAGAUAGUGAUGGAGGUUCAGAUGAGGAAACCUUUGAAGGUUUUGGUGAACAUGAAGCUGCAGGAGAUAGGCUGCUUCAGCAAUGCAUUUCACAGAGUGUUGUAAAUAUUGGCUUGAUUUUGACAGAACCGUCUAUGGAAAGUUCAAAUGUGGAUGGUUUAGAACCAUAUACUGGGAUGACUUUUCCAUCUUUAGAUGAUGCAAGAGAUUUAUGUUGUGAAUAUGCCAAGCGAACAGGUUUCACCACACGAACAAAUCGUAUUAGGCAUUCAUUAAAGAAUAUGGCAGUUAUUGGGCAUGACUUUGUAUGUUCUAGAGAAGGCCUUCGCGCUGCAAAGCACUCACUGAGAAAAGACACAGUUCUUCCUCCACGUCCAGUUACAAGAGAAGGAUGCAAAGCCAUGAUAAGGUUGUCAGCAAGGGAUGGAGGGAAAUGGGUAGUUACCAAAUUUGUACAAGAGCACAAUCACAAGCUCGUGACUCAUUGUAAAUUUCUUGGCGAAUUGCCAACUUUAAGCACACUCAGUGAGCAACGCCAUGUCAAUUUUCAUUAUCCAGCUCAAGUCUGUGUAACAGCAAAGGAGGAAAAAGAUAAGAAGAUGCAGGAUUUAUACGAUGAGCUUCAGCGUGAAAGAGAACAAUCUGCAGCAUUCCAACAACAGCUAAGCAUGAUUAUCCAAGAUCUCAAGGAACAUGAAGAAUUCAUGUCUUUAAGAGUUGAAGAUAUAGUUAACACUUUGAAAGAAAUUGAGCUUGGUGAUCUAUAG
This is a messenger RNA of Populus nigra (black poplar), 798 nucleotides long. RefSeq names its product protein FAR1-RELATED SEQUENCE 5-like. NCBI's taxonomy places the organism in Eukaryota, Viridiplantae, Streptophyta, Magnoliopsida, Malpighiales, Salicaceae. The record is from RefSeq and is a predicted model, not a curated record. The transcript has 3 exons. Bases 1 to 798 code for a protein of 265 amino acids.